This is a messenger RNA of Penicillium digitatum Pd1, 1050 nucleotides long. The record is from RefSeq and is a predicted model, not a curated record. NCBI's taxonomy places the organism in Eukaryota, Fungi, Ascomycota, Eurotiomycetes, Eurotiales, Aspergillaceae.
AUGAAUUCCAUUCAUAUCCUCCUCUCUCUGAUAUUUAUCGACAUAGCCACAGCCCAAUCCGGGCGUGGCUUUGGCAAGUCUCACGACCAUUCACUCGACAAGCGUGCUCCAUUUGCGCCGAGUGAUGAUGGUAUUUGCUACACCUACAUCAUCCAGGAGGGAGAUACCUGCUCAAGACUCGCUCGGCGUUUCCGGAUCACUACCAGCAAUAUCGAGACUUGGAACGUCGGAUCCUGGGGCUGGUUAGGUUGUGCAGAACUUAAAGAAGGCGAUUUUGUCUGUCUCAGCUCUGGCGCUCUUCCUAUGCCAGUUGCUCUCCCACAAGCUGUCUGCGGUCCCCAGGUUCCUGGGACACAACGUCCUGCUAAAUAUUCCGAUCUUGCUUCUCUAAACCCAUGCCCUCAAGAUCAAUGUUGUGCUGAAUCAGGACGAUGUGGCACUCUCUCGGACUUUUGUGAAGUGCGCCCGAUCGGCCACUGUAUCUUCAAUUGCAGACCGAAGAGUCAACCCAAAAGUACUACUUCAAAGAUGAGUACUUCAAAGUCUACAACAACUCCGAAGACCACGAAAGCGAACAUGGCAACCCUGACCAGUAUAGAAAUGGUCCCGCCACCAGACAAAACCACAAGCGAUAUCGCUCCAACUGCAACUUGGCAGAUGACUAUCUAUGAGAAGAGUGGUUGUCGAGGUGAUUACUUCUCUGUCCAGGGACAUGAAACCCAGAAUACUGGGAAUUGCAUUAUUCUCGCUGAGAAUACCGACACUAAGAUCUCAGAUACAACCACCUCCUGUCGAUGGUGGUCUGAUGAUGGUCUCAAGUGGGGCACCUGUGCCUCCAGUAAACUUACAAAUGCGAGGUCUUUUUUCAUCAAAUCUGGGAAGUGUGUUGUGUAUUCGGGCAGGAAAUGUAGGGAUGAGGACUGGGUAGGAGAGACAUAUGGGGCUUUUAAGGGCUGUCAGGAUGGCAAUACUGGAUACUUAUCUCCUCGAGUAAAUGCGAAGUGGGGUUCGUUGCAGUGCUUUGAGUAUGUAUCAGAUAAUACUUAUUGA